This is a messenger RNA of Papaver somniferum (opium poppy), 1850 nucleotides long. RefSeq names its product cytochrome P450 78A7-like. Bases 81 to 1694 code for a protein of 537 amino acids. NCBI's taxonomy places the organism in Eukaryota, Viridiplantae, Streptophyta, Magnoliopsida, Ranunculales, Papaveraceae. The record is from RefSeq and is a predicted model, not a curated record. The transcript has 2 exons. Gene Ontology annotation, molecular function: monooxygenase activity; heme binding; iron ion binding.
UUUAUCAAGCAACUUUCUCUGCUCUAUCUCUCUCUCUCACAGAAGAACUUGAAAAGUUUUCCAUAUUCAAAAAAAACAAAAUGGAAAUGGGUAUGAUUUCAAAAGACUCGACUUGGUGGGUAUUCACAAUCCCAGCCUUUCUAGGAACUGAGAAUCUCUUCGACAGUUUCAUCAUCUUCUCACUUAUUCUCACUGUCAUUUCUGUUUCUCUGCUCACUUGGUAUUUCUCUGUUGGUGGUAUCGCUUGGAAAAAUGGUAGAAACCAGCUUGGUACUAAACCUAUCCCUGGUCCUCGUGGGCUUCCUAUCUUUGGAAGCUUGUUUACUCUGAGUCACAACUCUUUAGCUCAUAGAACACUAGCUAAACUGUCUUCAUCUUUCAAAGCUAAUCAGUUGAUGGCUUUCAGUCUUGGCUCUACACCUGUAGUUGUUGCUUCUGAUCCAACAAUUGCUCGUGAGAUUUUAACUUCUGCAAGCUUUGCUGAUCGUCCUGUCAAACAAUCUGCUAGAAACCUUAUGUUCACUAGAGCCAUUGGUUUUGCUCCUAAUGGUACCUACUGGAGACUUUUACGUCGUAUUGCUUCAUCUCAUUUGUUUGCUCCUAAGAGAAUCUCAGCUCAUGAACAAGGUCGUCAGCAAGACUGUGAAGCAAUGUUGAACUCUAUUACUAACGAACAAUCAUCACUAGGGUUUGUUACUUUGAGAAAACAUCUUCAAAAUGCUGCUUUGAAUAAUAUCAUGGGAAGUGUGUUUGGCAAAAGGUAUAAUAUCAUGGAUGAAGAGAAUACAGAAAGCCAAGAGCUUAAAGAAAUGGUUCAAGAAGGAUUCGAGCUGUUGGGUGCUUUCAACUGGUCUGAUUAUCUUCCUUGGUUGAGCUACUUCUAUGAUCCCUUCCACAUCAGUGAACGCUGCUCAGCUCUAGUCCCUCGUGUUCGCGCACUUGUUCGUGGAAUUAUUGAUGAGCACAGAGCUAGAAACAAUGACAAGUUGUCCGAUAACGCUGAUUUCGUUGAUGUCUUGCUCUCCUUGGAUGGUGAUGAGAAGCUUAACGAAGAUGACAUGGUUGCUGUUCUUUGGGAAAUGAUCUUCAGAGGAACUGAUACAACAGCAUUGCUAACUGAAUGGGUCAUGGCGGAGUUGGUAUUGAACCCUGAAAUCCAGUCAAAGUUACAGUCUGAGUUAGAAAGAGUCGUUGGUAACAACAGCGUUACGGAUUCUGACGUUACAAAGCUUCCCUACCUCCAAGCUGUAGUCAAAGAAACGCUUAGGGUUCACCCACCUGGUCCACUUUUGUCAUGGGCAAGGUUGUCCACCUCAGAUGUGCAUCUCAGCAAUGGAAUGCUAAUCCCAUGUAACACCACAGCUAUGGUUAACAUGUGGGCCAUCACACAUGACUCAACUGUCUGGGACCAGCCUCUGGUCUUCAAGCCAGAAAGAUUUUUGCAAAGCGAAGGCGGUGCUCGUAUUGAUGUUAGAGGAAAUGACUUGAGACUUGCACCAUUUGGAGCUGGCCGUAGGGUUUGUCCUGGCAAAAACCUUGGCCUUGUUACUGUCAAUCUCUGGGUUGCUAAGCUGGUGCAGAGUUUCAACUGGGUUCAGGAUGAGAAAAAUCCAGUUGAUUUGACUGAGUUGCUGAAGCUUUCUUGUGAGAUGAAAACACCACUUGCUGCAAUUGCUGUUCCAAGAAGGCAUUAGGUCUGGGUGAUGUUGGGUUCUAGAGCUGUUCUUUUAAUCUAGGGUAUAUGAAAGUGAUGGAAAAGUCUCACUUGUGUCUUUUGGUCUUUUGAAGGUUUAGGACUUUGCUGUUUUUUUGUUCUUGUUUGGGAGGGGUUAUAUUAUACUAAUAUAAAC